Gossypium raimondii (Peruvian cotton) is the source of this 3208-nucleotide messenger RNA. Its product is annotated as translocase of chloroplast 90, chloroplastic. Gene Ontology annotation, cellular component: chloroplast outer membrane. The transcript has 3 exons. NCBI's taxonomy places the organism in Eukaryota, Viridiplantae, Streptophyta, Magnoliopsida, Malvales, Malvaceae. Gene Ontology annotation, molecular function: GTP binding; GTPase activity. Bases 401 to 2806 code for a protein of 801 amino acids. Gene Ontology annotation, biological process: protein targeting to chloroplast. The record is from RefSeq and is a predicted model, not a curated record.
GGAAAAAAUAAAAUUUGUUUUAUAAUAAGUGGGAAAUUUUCUUAUUUUCUAUCGUUGUCUGUCUUAUCUGAAUUUUCUUCUUCUCACAGCCACAGCCACAGCCACAGCCUCUUCUUUUCUCUGUUUCUUCCCCUCCUUGUGUUUACAGGAAUUUAUAAUAAUAAUAAAAACCCUUCGAUUCCAAUUUUUUUUUAAAGCUUAAAUUAAAUUAAAUUAAAUCAAAUCAAAUAAGCCUGACACCACCGUUCUCAGAGAUGCACCAGCCAAUUCGAAUCCCAUGUGAAUUUUGUUGCUUAGAAUCGAAUUCUAGCUGAGCGUUUUCUUCUUCUUCUUUGGAAUUAUCAGGGAGAUUGAAUUUGGGUAUAGUUCACAGCUCUAUUUAUUUUUCAUUUUAGGAAGGAUGAAAGGUAUUCGAGACUGGGUUUUCACUCAAGUACUAUCCAAUUCAUUGGCAUCCUCUAGACCACUGUCCGGUAGCGGCGGCGGUUUCUUUCCGGAGGCUCCUUCGUCUCAAGAGUUUGAAUCAGAAGAUCAAGGUUCAUCUCACACCACCAGUUCGGUAGCAUUGUCAUUGCCUCCUGAUAUAUCCUCCCCUUCUGGUAGCAUUCAUGAUAAUGACUCUUUUACUUCACAGCGGCAAAUCCUAGUUGAAGGUUCUAAUAUAUCGCAUAGUAGUCCUAAUAGAAAAAAGAUGGAUCCAUUGGCUAAGAUUGAGGAUCUCCAGAUUACAUUCUUGCGUCUUCUCAUACGUUUGGGGCAAUCUCAAGACAAUCUUCUGGUGGCUAAAGUUUUAUAUAGGAUGCACCUAGCAACUUUGAUACGAGCAGGGGAAUCGGAUUUGAAGAGAGUGAACUUAAGAAACGAGAGAGCCAAAACAAUAGCAAGGGAACAGGAGGCAUCUGGGCUCCAAGGAUUAGAUUUCUCUAUUAAAAUACUUGUCCUUGGCAAAACAGGAGUUGGCAAGAGUGCAACCAUAAAUUCUAUGUUUGAUCAACCUAAAACCGAGACAAAUGCAUUUCAUCCUGCCACCGAUUGCAUUCAAGAGAUCACAGGAACUGUUCAUGGGGUUAAAGUAACAUUCAUUGAUACCCCUGGUUUUCUACCUUCAUCAUCUAGUACCAUGAGAAGGAAUAGGAAGAUUAUGCUAUCUGUGAAGAGAUUCAUUAGAAGAUCCCCUCCAGACGUUGUUUUAUAUUUUGAGCGGCUUGACCUCUUGAACAUGGGUUAUAGUGAUUUCCCACUUUUGAAGCUUAUGACUGAAGUUUUUGGUAAUGCAAUUUGGUUUAACACUAUCCUUGUCAUGACACAUUCUUCUUCAGCACUUCCUGAAGGACCUAAUGGUUACCCUGUCAGUUAUGAAUCUUAUGUGAACCAUUGCACUGAUUUAGUGCAGCAAUAUAUUCACCAGGCAGUGUCUGACUCGAGGCUUGAAAACCCGGUACUUUUAGUGGAGAAUGACCCUCGGUGCAAAAGAAAUUUCUUGGGGGAAAAUAUACUUCCAAAUGGGCAGGUUUGGAAAUCUCAGUUCUUGUUAUUAUGCACAUGUACCAAGGUUCUUGGUGAUGCCAACAAGCUCUUUGAGUUUCAAGACAGCAUUGAAUUAGGACAAGUAAGUAACAAUCAGUUGCCUUCUCUGCCUCAUCUUCUCUCAUCUUUUUUACGUCAUCGGUCAGUAUCAAAUUCAGGUGAGCCAGAAAUUGGAAUUGAUGAGAUUCUGCUCUCAGAGGAAGCAGAAGAGGAGUAUGAUCAAUUGCCUUCAAUUCAAAUCCUGACAAAGUCUCAAUUUAAAAAAUUGACUAAAUCACAGAAAAAAGCCUAUCUUGAUGAGCUGGAAUACAGGGAGACUCUUUAUUUGAAGAAACAGUUGAAGGAAGAGUGCCUCAGACGGAAUGAGAGCAAGCUCUCCAGAGAGAAAAGCUUUGAAGGUAAUGAUGGUGAUGAUGCUGAUAACAAUGUGGCUCCAGAGGCUAUCCCAUUACCGGAUAUGGCAGUCCCUCCAAGUUUUGACUCAGAUUGCCCAGUACACAGAUACCGCUGCCUGGUCACAAAUGACUUGUUGCUUACGAGACCUGUUCUUGAUCCACAUGGAUGGGAUCAUGAUGUUGGAUUUGAUGGAAUAAACUUGGAGACAGCUUUGGAAGUGAAAAACAAUGUUUUUGCUUCAAUUGCAGGGCAGAUGAGUAAGGACAAGCGUGAUUUCAGUAUUCAAUCUGAAUGUGCGGUAGCAUAUGUAGAUCCUGUGGGGCCUACUUAUUCUUUAGGACUUGAUCUUCAGUCUACUGGUAAAGAUCUUAUGUAUAAUGUCCACAGCAAUGCAAAGCUGAGGAGCCUCAAGCACAAUUUUACUGAUUGUGGAAUCUCUCUGACAUCAUUCCGAAACAAGUAUUAUGUUGGUGCUAAGCUUGAGGAUACGAUAUUGGUGGGGAAGAGAGUGAAGUUUGUUAUGAAUACUGGGCUAAUGGAGGGUUCUGGACAACUGGCAUAUGGUGGGAGUUUUGAAGCUUGUUUUAGAGGGAGGGACUACCCUGUGAGAAAUGAUAAUCUCAGCCUGACUAUGACAGCUCUCUCAUUUAGAAAAGAGACCGUCCUUGGCGGAGGUUUUGAGUCAGAGUUCAGGCCAUUACGAGGUAUGAGGCUGUCUAUUAAUGGCAAUAUAAAUAGCCAGAAAAUGGGGCAAGUCCGUGUGAAGAUGAGUAGCUCGGAUCAUGUGGAGAUUGCAUUGGUUGCUGUCUUUUCAAUUUUCAAGGCCCUUUUGCGUCGAAAGGCCACUGGAAAUAGAGACCUUGAAGCAUUGGAGGGUGUUUGAGCGCCAGAAUUUUCUUGUUAGGACUUGCAAGAGAGUGGUUAUGAAAGUGGUCUAUAUCUUGAAUACAAGUUUCAUCCAAACACAUGCUAUAGUAUGCAGGAUUUUUUGAGGCCAUUCUGGAUAUAGUCUCGGUUUAUUGGACAUUUUAGUUCAGAUAUGUAGGAACAAAGACAAGGUAUUGGAUGUUUGUCCCAUUGCCAUCUCCGUUAUCCUGAGGGGCCGAUGGCAUUUCAGUAUCCAGGAGAGCUUCCAGCCAUGUCUGCUGAGGUUAGUGUCAAUCAAGGCAAGUAGUUGUAUAGGAAUUCAUGGGAAAUGAGUUUUUUUUCAUGGAAUAAUGCUAAAUAGUCUAUAGUUGUAAAAGAUUGACCGUAAUUCCCUUUUUUAUUUAAAAUUUUGAUCUAA